UUUUCGACUUUAAGAAAUUGCAAUUUUAGAAAUUAAAAUAACUAUUUAUUAUGGGUAAGAAAAAGAAUUCUAAAAAUGCAGACUUGGGGCGUGCACUUAUAAAAGAGAAAAAUACUGAAAGAAGAGGCCAUGGUUUAAAAGCCACAAGUUGGCUCCACUCGAGCGAUUUACACGAUGGGUAUGAUUGGAAUCGACUGAACUUGCAAUCUGUAACUGAGCAAAAUACAUUGGAAGAGUUUCUUGAAACUGCUGAAAUGGCUGGUGUUGAGUUUAAAGCAGAGAAAUUAAAUGUAAAAAUUGUUGGCACUGGUUCUGCAACUGGUGUGCUAGGAGAUUCAGAGAAAUGUAGAAUCAAAAAAUUGCAAGAAGAAAACUGCAAGUUUGUUACAAUACCUAGAAGACCUCACUGGGAUGAAACAACAUCUCCAGAACAAUUGGCUCUAAUGGAGAGGGAGACAUUCCUGAAUUGGAGAAGAAGUCUAUCACUUUUGCAAGAAGAAAAGGGUCUCUUAUUGACACCAUAUGAAAAAAAUCUUGACAUAUGGAGACAAUUAUGGCGAGUGAUUGAGAGAAGUGAUGUUAUAUGUCAAAUAGUGGAUGCCAGAAAUCCUCUUUUGUAUAAAACUGACGAUUUGGAAACCUAUGUAAAAGAAGUAAAUCCAUCAAAAAAGUUUAUUAUCCUUGUCAAUAAAGCUGAUUAUUUAACUAAAAAACAGAGGAGUUAUUGGUUAAAUUACUUCAAAAUGAUUAAUACAAAAGUCAUAUUUUGGUCGGCUCUUGAAGAAAUUGAGCUAAAAGUUACAAAGAGCAAUACAGAUGAUUUACCUGAAGACUAUAAUGAAAAACCUUCAUCUUCUGAAAUAAUUUUUGAAAAUAACAAUUCAAAAAUUGAUGAUAUUGACAAAAAAGAUUCCAACACUCUUUGCUACAGAAGUAGUAUUUUAGAAGAUUCUGAAGACUUAUUUAGAACAAGUCAACUGAUCUCUUAUUUUAAGACUUUUGAAAAAGUAGUUAGAGGUCCGCACUCAAAUCAUGAUAGUUAUAUUACCAUUGGUUUGGUUGGCUAUCCUAAUGUUGGUAAAAGUUCAACUAUAAAUGCAUUACUCCGGGAAAAAAAGACAGCUGUUUCAGCCACGCCAGGGAAAACAAAACAUUUUCAAACUCAUUUCUUGGAUGAAUCACUGUGCUUAUGUGACUGUCCUGGACUUGUUUUUCCUUCAUUUAUAUCCUCAAAAGCUGAAAUGGUUUUAAAUGGUAUACUGCCAAUUGAUCAGUUGCGAGAUCAUGUGUCACCUACAAAUAUUCUUUGUCAACUUAUACCUCGUGUUAUUAUUGAAAACAUCUAUGGAAUUAAUAUUCCUAAGCCUGGAGAAGGGGAAGAUCUAAAUAGACCACCUACCGCUGAAGAGCUUCUCUCCACUUACGGAAGAAUGAGAGGUUUCAUGACUGCAAAUGGUCAACCAGAUUGUCCUAGAACAUCACGCUAUGUUUUAAAAGAUUUUAUCAAGGGUAAAUUGCUUUACUGUCAUCCUCCACCUGAUGUCUCUAAUGAAGAUUAUGAACCUUGUGUAAUGAGUGAAAAAGUGAGACAAAAGAUAAUACUCAGAGAGGAGAGAAAUAAAAAGUUAAGAGGAAAGGAGCAGGUUCAAUGUGUUAAUCAUGUUGAUGAAGAUUUCUUUUCAGAAAAAACUCCUGGUUUUGGUUUUAAAGCACCCACUUCGUUGUUACCAAAUGUUAACAAUGGACAGUAUCUUGCUGUAAAUAAACCCUGGAAGAAACACGGAAACAAAAAUAAAAAAGAAAAGCUCCGAAGAAUUCAUGAUAAGUGAAACAGAGGAAAUAAUCUAUUAUAAUAAUCAAACAUUUAAAAGCGGGAAAGAAUUAAUAAAAACAACAAUUAACUUUAGUUUCAUAGACUUUAUGAAAUUGAAACUGAAAUUGUAUUUUUAUAAUGAAAACCAUAAAAUUAAUUAA
Molecule: messenger RNA, 1974 nt
Organism: Hydra vulgaris (swiftwater hydra)
Lineage: Eukaryota; Metazoa; Cnidaria; Hydrozoa; Anthoathecata; Hydridae
Product: large subunit GTPase 1 homolog
Biological process (GO): ribosomal subunit export from nucleus
Cellular component (GO): cytosol
Molecular function (GO): GTPase activity; GTP binding
Source: RefSeq, a predicted model, not a curated record